Molecule: messenger RNA, 4344 nt
Organism: Acanthaster planci (crown-of-thorns starfish)
Lineage: Eukaryota; Metazoa; Echinodermata; Asteroidea; Valvatida; Acanthasteridae
Product: histamine H2 receptor-like
Biological process (GO): G protein-coupled receptor signaling pathway
Cellular component (GO): membrane
Molecular function (GO): G protein-coupled receptor activity
Source: RefSeq, a predicted model, not a curated record
UAUGUACCACUCGAUGAAAUCAACUUAUUCCACUGGGUACUUUCUGCAGCACAGGUCAACGGGAGUGUGUCUCCUGCAGACACACAACUUGAAGCAUUUUAUUCGUUGACGGGACGUGAAAGACAAGCGCUGAUGAUCUGAUGGGGGAAGGAUGCAGCGUGGUGUAUUCCGGACAGUCUCAUCUCAAGCGCGGAUGAUGAGCGGGGAGUUCACCGUCAGACAUCGCCCGACAAUAGUCCUUAUUGCGCCAAAAUCCUCGUGUUCGCCGUGAAGGGCUGAUCAGGCUUGGAGGUGGGGACGACACUAAGCGUGUUGACUGCUAAGUGUGUGCUUUCGGAGUUAUGAUACUGGCGCAACCGAAAACCAUGUUAGGAUGAACGGGACCUCGGCACCUCGUGAAGAUGGCAUGAAGGGAACCCUAUCCCCACCCUUGGGAUACUUCAUAUUCCAAGCACUUUUCCUCUCCAUAAUCAUGAUCGUCACCAUCCUCGGGAAUGUGGCAGUAUGUUACGUCGUGUACCGCACCCGCAGCAUCACCACUGUGACCGGUAUGUGCAUCACCUCCUUGGCCCUGGCCGAUUUAUUCCGAGGCAUCCUCGUCCUUCCCUUUGUGGUCAUUGCCUCCAUUUUCGGCGGACGGUGGACCAUGGGGGACGCACUGUGCUCUCUGAGUGGGAUCGGCUACACACUGUUUGGUACGGCCAGCGUCAUGACGUUAGCCGCUGUGUCCAUCGACAGAUAUGUGGCCAUUCUAAAGCCGCUGAAGUACACAUCCAUUAUAACCUCCACGAGAGCCGCGCUCUUCAUCUGCUUGAUAUGGUUGGUAUCCAUCCUAAUGGCAUUACUACCGAUACUUGGUUGGUCCCGUUACAGUUUCAACCCAUGGAACGGCAUAUGCAUCGCCAACUGGAUGGAAUACAAACCUUACGCGUGUUUCUACCUUAGCGUGUCGUUUGUUUUGCCCUUCUCCGUCCUUACUUUCUGCUAUUACAAAAUUUUCAAAGUUGCCCGGCACCAGUCGAGACGUGUGAUGUCACUGGAGGUGACGUCAGUCGACGGACGGGGAUCCACUGGGCUUGGGGUGAAUUUAAGACAGAGACCUCGCAAGGCUAACAACCGACCCCGUCUGGUCAUGAGAAAAGAAAAGAAAGCAGCAAUGACCCUGUUUACUGUCAUGGGCGUGUUCAUACUCUGCGUGACACCUUACAAUGUCGUGCACCUUGCCUAUGCCUUUGCAGGCACAUUUAACCUCUUAGUAGCCCUUGGUGUCACCUCCAUGCUUUCGUUUGUUAACUCCGCGGCUAACCCUCUCAUCUACGGGAUCUUAAACCGAAAGUUUCGCCACGUGUUCCUGGAGGUGCUCAAAUGCCGCUAUUGCCCGCGCUGCUGCUGCGGAUCUAGCGGCGGACUCGACGGCUUUCAGCCCGAUGACAUCCCGUCGGAUUUGCCCACGGCCAGCGUGGGGCACAGACUCAAGCCGGUACCACGUGACAGCGGCUACAUCACCUCGUACACGCAGACUACGACUAGCACGCGCGGCUGCCGGCCCGACGUCUUCGCGGUGUCGGUAGCGUCAACCAGCAAUACGCUGGCUUCUUUGGGAGGCAACAUGAAGUCAAUAGGGAGGAUCGCCCAGGGCCAGCUUCCGAUGAUUGAAGACAUCUCAUCGGAUGACGAAGAGUUUGCCAGCCCCGGAAUCAUCAAGAAUGGUCGGAUGGUGCACCCUAAGAGCGGCCUUAGAGCCAGGUUUCUGGAUGUCGCCGAAGCACCUCAAUCGUCAGCAGACAAUUCCUCGGACCCACUCGACACUACUGUUCCUGGAACAAGCACGAGUAAAGACUCGGGCCAGAAAUCACCAGUGGAUGAUAAUGACUUCAGACUAAUCCUGUCCCCAUCCGCGCUCUGAUCCACAACACAAAUGGCAUUCGUCACUGUGGGCCCGCAGCUAUAACAAUCUGGCGGGAAACUCUCACCAUCCCCUGAUUGUUGUUCUUGAUUGAAGGAAAACAAGCAAGAACCCAUGUGUUGGAAUGAGGGGUCUCAUCAGAGAGGCGGGGCCACCGUUGUAUGAUUCAGGCUCGGAGGAAAGUAGGGGAAAUAUUUUGCUUUCAUUUUCUCUCUUGCUUCCAUUCAAAACAGGCAGUUUUGUCGUUAAACACGAUGGCGUGGCACACAGCAUCAUUGAUAGGAGUAAUUGGAACGGUGGUUCAUUCACAUACAUGUAUAUGCCUUUGAUAUAAUGAGGACCAUUAAUGUUCUUGGCCACGCUACAAGUGCAUGAAAAAUUCAAGCGUAUUUUCAACAUUUCUAAUUUAAGAAAUGUCACGACCAUACUGCGACAGUAAGGUUCAUAACUUCCACGUGCAAUACACUGGUCGCUGUGUGUCUCGUAAGACGACGACAUGGGAAAGUUCCAGUAACGGUCAUAGUGUCGACCAAUAUAGAUCUCUCUCACUGGACGCCAUCUUUGUAGGAAAAUUGCAACUGCGUCAACCUCGUUACCAUGGGUACGAUCUUGCCACGCCGUGUUGGUUCCCACCAUGCCUUGCGCGAUCUUAAGUGAUCUCAAGCGGUAGUAGAACGCGCACGCAGCCAAUGGAAUCGAGGUUGCAACUGCGUAUACAAAGCCACCAGGUGCAUUGAGUAAAAAGUAAAAAAAGGGAAGUUAAAAUGUCAAUGCACGUGGCAAUUUGUAGGAAGUGACGUUACAUGAGUGCCGAAGUGAAUACGUCAAUACAUGUGUAUAAGGCAUUAUCGUGGGAACAGUUCUCGGUUGUCUUUUACACACAUAGCCGACUUUCCCUGAUGUGUAAACCUUUGCACAAAAGAUAGGCCUAUCCCCAGGUUCCAGGCGAAAUUGACGUGUGGUUAUUCAAAUGGUCGUCUCUCGAAGCUGUCUGGAUUGAGCCUUAAGUACAACAUUGUACUGUAGUACAGGCCUAGUCAUAAUAAGCGCAGAAAUGAGCAGAAAUACUAUUUUAGUUGGCCAAACACAAAAUACAAAAUUUAAAUUUAAUGUUAUUUCUCCAAGGUCAAUUUUCUUAUCCUGUGAACAGACUGGAUUCUGUAAGAAGUCUCGCAGACCGAGGUGAAAUAAUUUAAGUUACGCUAAGCCCGCUUUUUUGCAAAACAGGAAACGUUACGCGGGCAAAAAUGUAGGUGUAUGUCCACAAGAAAGUCUCCGGUUUCUGGUCAGGAGCUGGCUCCAAAAGGCAAAAGGGGUGCGGCGACGAGGGUUUUUUUUUACCCUCACUUUUUGCUAGAAAUGAUGUAGGCUAAGAUAACGCGCGAUGCCCAUCGCGACUGCAUGCGCACGGUAACUCCGGUCGCUACCAACAUUAAAAUAGACUGGUCCCUGCAUUUUUUUUUUUUACUGUAUAAAAGCAUUUUCAGCUUGUACAUGUAUACAGGACAUAAGGCAACCUCGUUUGUCUGGUUCCCAUAUGUAACUGUAUAAUACAGAAAUGACGUCAUCUGAAAAGGAGUGCCCCGCUAAAUGUAUGGGGGAACUGCCAGGACUCCUUUACUGUACAUAUUACUCAACUGUACCCCAUCAAAAACACGUUAACAUUAUGCAGUAACAGGAUUCCGGUCGAUUAAGCAAGUUUGGCAGCUUUUGGACAUCGCUGACCCAAAACGGGAGUCUUUUUAGGGCCUAUGGUUCCUUUUGUUUUCCCAAGGUUUUUUCCCCCUUAACCUGGUUUACGUGGCGUGUUAAGUGACAGUUCUGUUUGUUUCUGCAUGGUCACACGGAACGACUGCAAAUCCCAUUUUGACCUCCUUACAUAUGAAUUUGGAAUAGACAGAGAUAUAGGAUAAAUUUUCACAUUAAACCAAGCAGUUUCACCUAAUCGCGACAAAAUCUAUAUGCACGCUGGGUGAUAUUCAAGGUAGUAACGGCUGUAUCGACAAGAGAGUAGCCCUUCAUAAAAUAGCCUGCGCAUGCCGUGCAAAGUUUGCAGCUUUCUUCUGUGGGCUGUGGCAAACAAAACCAAGUUUCAUUAUAACUGCCGGGUAGGCCUAUAUUGUGAAAGAUAUUGGUGUAAGGAAAGUGUACGUGGAAAAAGUUACAUCGAUCAAAACCAUCUUAUUGAGGGAAGAAUUUUCUGAAGACGCCAAUCUGCUUUCAUUGUGGUCAAAGGACAUUACAAACCAUCAUUUUCCGGAUAGUCUGCACGGCUUGGUAUGGUACGCUGAAUGCGUCUGUGUUUCUUAAAACUGAUGUCAAUAUAGUUAGGUGUGUGUGCAAAGAAACCUUCAUCAUAUUAAUAUUCCCGUGAGAUCCGAACAGAAACCUUGCACGCCCGUUUUGGUUCUGUGCACACAGUCAAGCGCACAAUGGUC